UGCUGGAGUGAAGAACAGGGCAUUACUCAUCUGCACCUAACUAGCUGGCACCAUGGGAAACUGUGCACAAGGUGUAAAGGACUACUUCUGCCGGCAAAAAAAUACCAACGUGCGGGUUAGUCUGCCGGCUGUCUGCUUCAUCUGGCAAAUCGCCAUGAUUGUACUGUUUGGAGUCUUCAUCCGCUAUGAUGAGGAGUCGGAUGCCCACUGGGUGGAGCACAAGCGGUCCCAUAACAUCACCAGCGAUAUUGAAAAUGACUUCUACUUCAGAUAUCCCAGCUUCCAGGAUGUGCAUGUCAUGAUCUUUGUUGGAUUUGGCUUUCUCAUGACCUUCCUGAAACGCUACAGUUUCGGUGGUGUCGGCUUCAACUUCCUGAUUGCAUCCUUCGGUCUGCAGUGGGCUCUGCUCAUGCAGGGCUGGUUCCACUCCCUCGAUCACUCCACUGGAAAGAUCUACAUCGGCGUGGAGAGUUUGAUCAACGCAGACUUCUGUGUGGCUGGCUGUCUGAUAGCCUACGGCGCCCUCCUGGGAAAAGUCAGUCCGGUCCAGAUGAUGGUGGUUACCCUAUUCGGUAUCACACUCUUUGCCGUGGAGGAGUACAUCAUCCUCAGCCUUCUUCAUGCUCGGGAUGCCGGUGGUUCAAUGGUUAUCCAUGCCUUUGGAGGCUAUUAUGGUUUGGCCAUCUCCUGGAUCCUCUACCGUCCAAACCUACAUCAAAGCAAGCGCCUCAAUGGAUCUGUCUACCAUUCAGACGUAUUUGCCAUGAUUGGUACACUGUUCCUAUGGAUGUUCUGGCCCAGUUUCAACUCAGCCAUCACAGACCAUGGGGAUGGACAGCACAGAGCAGCCAUCAACACCUACCUGGCCCUGGCUUCCUCUGUCCUCACCACUGUGGCAAUCUCCAGCAUGUCUCAGAAGAGAGGCAAACUGGACAUGGUACACAUCCAGAACUCGACCCUGGCUGGUGGUGUUGCAAUGGGAACAGCAGCUGAGUUCAUGAUCACUCCAUAUGGUUCACUCAUCGUGGGCUUCUGCUGUGGCAUCAUCUCCACCUUUGGCUACCUCUUCAUCACUCCAUUCUUGGAGAAGUAUCUAAAAAUCCAGGAUACAUGUGGAGUCCACAACCUGCAUGCCCUGCCUGGGAUGCUCGGUGGUUUUAUUGGAGCCAUUACUGCUGCAGCUGCCACUGAGUCUGUCUAUUCAGCAGAAGGACUGAAGAACACGUUUGACUUCAAAGGUUCCUUCGCGAGCAGAACUGUUGGGAUGCAGGGAGGAUUCCAGGCUGCGGGCACAUGUGUGGCCAUCGCAUUUGGUCUUGUUGGAGGAGCUCUUGUUGGUUUGAUCUUGAGGCUCCCUAUCUGGGGCGAUCCCGCCGAUGACAACUGCUACGAUGAUGAAGUCUAUUGGGAGGUUCCCGAGGAUGAGGAGAUCAUCCCCCCCGUACUGGAGUACAAUAACCACAUGAUUCACAAGCAUCAAGACAUAUCUGAGUCCAACUUCUCUGUGGAACAAAGCUAGAGCCACACAGCCUGUUCCCCUGAACUGGAUGCAGCCAUGACACAGCUCUUAUUUAUGAAGAAAUGUCCCGCUGAAAAGCAACUUCCAGGAGUAAAAGGCCUUUUUUUUUUUUUUACUCACAGGUCCUCUGAUGACAUCAUUGGUCUUUUCAUCAGUCAUUUGAUAUACCUCAUAACAUUGCGAUCGUUCAAGUUUUGAAACCUUGUGGUCACUAUGGGUCAGCACAAAACAGCUAACCAUUAUCCCAGGGAUACAAACCCCCCCCCCCCCAAAAACACUGAACAAUGAUGUGAGUCAUUAUUUAUAAUAUGUGGUAUUGUUUUUGAAGGAAUUUUAGAUUCUCUUUAUAGAUUUUGUUUGAUUGUGGCAGCAAAUCAAUGGAAUUUGAAUAUGGAUAGAGAUUGGCAUUAGACCAGGCUUUGAGUCCAAGUGUCGUACUGAGAAGCAGCCACCUCAAACAUUAGCACUUUGUCAAUUCAAUGUCAGCUAUGACUAUAAAACAAGAAAAUGAGGAGCUAUUGCAACAUGUCUUGCAAAAUUAACUACCACCUGAUUAUUUAAAAGACUAUAUCAUAUUUUGUGACUUCACACAGCUUUGACUUUAUCCGAGAUGAGACAACAUUUUGAUGGUGUGACCAUAAUUUCUUUUGUCCAAGAUUGAAUAUGGUGUUUCCAUAUUCAGCUAGUCUGUUUUCAGUGAUUUAAUGUAAUCUAUUAUCGUGUAGUUUUUGCAUAGAUAAAUCUUGUUCCGAAUGAAAUGCAUUUUGGUUUUUGCUCUACAUCUAAAGAGCCUUGGUGAGAACAAACACAUGCUCUAUACUUUUUUUGAUCAUCGUAUGAGUGUCUUUAAAUAUCAUGUUUUCUAAGUGAAUAUUUCAUAAUGUGUUUCAGACAAGCUAUUGCAGUAUUUAAGCAAUGAGUCAUUGGUAAAUAGUAUGUCUUAUUAGUAUAAGUAGUGUAAGAGCUAUGUCUUAGAAAUUAUGUAUAGACCUUUGUACACUGCUUGUAUAUAUAUAUAUAUAUAAAAAUAUACGUCUUCCUUUGAUUGCACACCACCUAUUCUGCAGGUAAGAUAAAGAAACAGUAAAAGUUUCAUAAAGUAA
Messenger RNA from Lampris incognitus (smalleye Pacific opah), 2622 nucleotides. RefSeq names its product Rh family, C glycoprotein a (gene rhcga). The transcript has 11 exons. Bases 53 to 1519 code for a protein of 488 amino acids. Gene Ontology annotation, biological process: ammonium transmembrane transport; ammonium homeostasis. Lineage: Eukaryota; Metazoa; Chordata; Actinopteri; Lampriformes; Lampridae. Gene Ontology annotation, molecular function: ammonium channel activity. Gene Ontology annotation, cellular component: plasma membrane. The record is from RefSeq and is a predicted model, not a curated record.